Bombus huntii is the source of this 1024-nucleotide messenger RNA. RefSeq lists its product as uncharacterized. The transcript has a single exon. The annotation marks the transcript as partial. Lineage: Eukaryota; Metazoa; Arthropoda; Insecta; Hymenoptera; Apidae. The record is from RefSeq and is a predicted model, not a curated record.
GUAACAGCGCAACCGGUAUCGGAAAGAGGUUCGAAUUCUCGGAAAAUUCGUGGAAAAGAAAGAAGGGAAGAAAGGGGAAGAGAGAACGUCCAAACUGCAAAUUCUACGGCCAACAAAAGGCCUGAUAAUGUAGCUAAGAGGAUCUACCAAUGGUGUAGUCAGUGUUGCGGAAAGAAAAAAGCUAAGAUAGUCAGAGCGCGCAAAUCCAAGUCAAAUUUCUUUAAACGUUUGAAAGAAAAAUGUAAGAAGCGUAAGAAAAAAAAGAAAAAGACUACUUUCAGCGAGGAACGUCGCGUUUCUCCGGUACAACACGAAGACACAGUUAAGGAAACGUCGAGAAAAGAGCAGGACGAAGGAUUCGAUGAAUCGAAGGGUGCAAAGGAAAUCAGGAAGAGGAAGAAGAAGAAGAAGAAAGAUGUUUCUGAACCACCUGUGCGUACGUUUCAAACGGAUCAGGAAGAGAAAGUAAUCGAUGAUCGUGCUUCCGAGUUAGGGAUAGAUUUCACCAAAAGCUGUUGUUAUUUAUGCGCUCAAAACACAAUGGCGAUCGCGGCAGCAAUGUCUAAGAUAGGAAAGUUCCAUAUGUCCAUACAAGCUUCUACCAAAGAAACAUUAACCUCUGACAAAAGUUGUAGCCCAACUAUGCAUGUUAGAACCGUACAGUCAUCCGUUAAGGUAAAAAUGCGCGAUAUGGGUACCCUGCACCCUGAUAAAAAAAAGAGGAAAAGGUCAAGGCCGAAGUUAAAGCUUAAUAAGAAGCUUAAUAUUCUUCCAAGAUUAAAAUUUCCCGCGUAUCCAAAAGUACGAACCGUUGCUUGCGGAACAGAUAAAUCGACGAAACAUAAUAAUAUGCCACAAUGUAGAACAAAUCGUGGGGCCAACUGCGUAACCGACGCUAAUCUAACGUAAAAUGAUAAAAAAAUCGAUGACAAACGAAGAAACGUUUUAUUCGAUAAAGAGAUAUUCGGUUUCACACGUCCGUACGGAUGAAGAUUUGAAACUUCGCUCGUUGACGAAGAUUUUU